AUGGCUGGCACCGGCAUCCACCCAUACCACCAGCAAUGGCCUCCAGCGGCUGCUGCGCCUCCUCCGCCGCCUCCUUCCGCCGCCGCCGCUCCUCCUCACGCCGGAGAUGAGGUACGAACGAUAUUCAUAACCGGACUUCCCGAAGACGUGAAAGAGAGGGAACUUCAGAAUCUGCUGAGAUGGUUACCCGGCUUCGAAGCUUCUCAAUUGAAUUUCAAAGCGGAAAAGCCAAUGGGUUUUGCUCUGUUCUCCGCUCCGCACCAAGCGCUCGCCGCCAAAGACAUUCUCCAGGAUAUGCUCUUCGAUCCCGACACCAAGUCCGUCCUCCACACUGAGAUGGCCAAGAAGAAUCUCUUCGUCAAAAGGGGAAUUGGAGCUGAUGCGGGUGCUUUUGAUCAAAGUAAACGGUUAAGAACAGCUGGGGAUUAUACACAUACUGCUUAUACAUCUCCAUCUCCUUUUCAUCCUCCACCGCCACCUGUUUGGGGGCCACAUGGAUACAUGGCUCCGCCUCCUCCUCCUCCAUAUGAUCCAUAUGCGGGCUAUCCCGUUGCACCUGUGCCAAUGCCUACUCCUGCUCCCAUAUCAGCACCAAGCAGUUAUGUUCCAGUUCAGAACACAAAAGAUAACCCUCCUUGCAACACCCUGUUUAUUGGGAACUUGGGGGAGAACAUAAAUGAGGAGGAAGUAAGAGGCCUUUUCAGUGUACAACCUGGUUUUAAGCAAAUGAAGAUUUUAAGACAGGAGAGGCACACAGUUUGCUUCAUUGAGUUUGAAGAUGUGAAUAGUGCUACCAAUGUGCACCAUAAUCUGCAGGGUGCUGUUAUCCCAAGUUCUGGUUCCGUAGGCAUGCGGAUACAAUAUCCUUUUUCAUAUUGUCAGGCACCAUGA
Sphenostylis stenocarpa is the source of this 891-nucleotide messenger RNA. The record is from the annotation of a GenBank genome assembly. Lineage: Eukaryota; Viridiplantae; Streptophyta; Magnoliopsida; Fabales; Fabaceae.